AUGGCUAGGCUGUCAGACCUGCCUGCAGAGCUAUUCGACGCCAUCCUGGAGCAUCUCUACAUUGUCGACCUUUGGACUCUCCUCUUAUCUCAGUCAACCAGCAGACGCUUCCGCAGAGUCGUUCAGUUGAUUCUCUCAAGAUCAAACCUCCCGUACACUGAGCAAGUGACAGAUGAGGAUGAGGAUGACGAUGACGAUGACGGCAGUAGCUACUGGUGCUCCUAUGAUAUCAAUGUGAUGCUGUGGCGCAAUUUCAAUUAUAUCUUUAGGCCUACCAGCUGUUUCACGGUCGAAGAGAUAGAGCAGCAGAAUAAUUACUACCUCACCAUUGUUGGUAAUCGCGCGCUUUCCUUCCAACGUCUUCGUUGGGUCAAGGAGGAUCACUCGCGGCAGGCGUACCUUCGCCCGGAGGCAAGUUGGCGACAUCUCACUAUAGCUCGGCCCUGUCAGAAGAAGCCUUUUACGCGAUUGGAGAUCAUUAGGUCGUACACCAGUGACGAGCAUGGCGACGAGGUUGAGUACCUCCGCCUCGACCUCCUCGACCAAGGCAUUCUCACCAUGGGCUUGUUGUACGAUACGCUCCUCAGCGAUAUGGUCCACUUUGGCAACAACACCGGCGGUUGGGUGCUGCAUAGAGGCGUGCGGCUACGCAAUUAUGAUCUUCUUCUCGAAUACGAAUGCUUCGUCAUUAAUGAUGAUGAGCUUCUAGAUCUCGGUCCAGACAGCCAGCAGUGCGCUAUUCUCCACAUCGAAGGUGCUGCGGUAGAGGCAGAUACGGAAGUGGAAUCUUGGACCGUUAAUCACGACUGGACGCCAUCAAUGAUAGAGCCUGAUCGGAUUCGCUUUCUGAAUUGGGACGGAGAGCACGUGUCGGAAUCUACAAUCAAAACGCACCUGCAAUGA
Pestalotiopsis fici W106-1 is the source of this 903-nucleotide messenger RNA. RefSeq lists its product as uncharacterized. Gene Ontology annotation, molecular function: protein binding. The coding region runs from base 1 to 903 and encodes 300 amino acids. The transcript has a single exon. Lineage: Eukaryota; Fungi; Ascomycota; Sordariomycetes; Amphisphaeriales; Sporocadaceae. The record is from RefSeq and is a predicted model, not a curated record.